CUCUCUCUCUCUCUCUCUCUCUCUCUCUCACACACACACACACACACAGACACUAAUAUCACAUUCCCCUCAAUCUGUAAUCUCCCGAAAAGAGCAAAUUUCCUCUCAUUCCACCCCAUCCUUUCAUAUUCCUAAGCAGAAACAAACAACAAUAACCCAAACAGAAACGCCAUUCUCUCCUCUCUCUGUUUCUCUGCAUUCACUCGGUUUUAAUUGUCGUUUUUGUUUGAUUCUACUUUUUUUUUUGUUUCUGUAACUGCAUUUGUUGAAUCGGAAACAAUAAUGGCGGUUCCUUCGACUGUAUCCGCAAUGGCUCCGGCUUCGCUGUACGUUGGGGACCUGCACCCUGACGUUACUGACGGUCAGCUCUUUAAUGCAUUCUCUGAGUUCAAGAGCCUCGCAUCCGUUCGCGUUUGUAGAGACUCUUCCACUGGCAGGUCUCUCUGUUAUGGUUACGUCAACUUUAUCUCUCCACAGGAUGCUAUCCGGGCUAUGGAGAUGAAGAAUCAUACUGCCUUGAAUGGAAAAUUGAUGAGGAUCAUGUGGUCACUCCGUGAUCCUGAUGCGAGAAAAAGUGGAAUAGGAAAUGUUUAUGUUAAGAAUUUGAGCGAGUCAAUUGAUAAUGUGGGGCUGCAAUAUUUAUUUGGGAAAUUUGGGACUAUUAUAUCUUGCAAAGUUGCCAUGUUUGAGGAUGGGAAGAGUAAAGGCCAUGGCUUCGUUCAGUUUGACUCAGAGGAUUCUGCAAAUUCUGCUAUUGAGAAGCUAAAUGGCUCCAUUGUUGGUGAUAAGCAGAUAUAUGUUGGAAAGUUUGUUAAAAAGAGUGAUCGAGUUUUGCCCAUCCCUGACGUUAAAUAUACAAAUUUAUAUGUGAAAAACUUGGAUCUUGACAUCUCGGAGGACGUUCUGCUCGAGAAGUUUACUGAAUUUGGGAAAAUAGUUUGCUUGGUAAUUGCAAAGGAUGAAAAUGGAGCCUCAAGAGGAUUUGGCUUUGUCAAUUUUGAGAACCCAGAUGAUGCCAGAUUGGCCAUGGAAAGAAUGAAUGGAACUGAACUUGGUUCAAAGGUUCUUUAUGUUGGAAGGGCGCAAAAGAAAGCAGAGCGUGAACAAAUUUUGCGUCUUCAGUUUGAAGAGAAGCGUAAGGAGCAGAUCUUGAAAUACAAGGGCUCCAAUGUAUAUGUGAAAAACAUUGAUGACGAUGUCACUGACGAAGGGCUAAAAGAACAUUUCAGCCAAUGUGGCACGAUUACAUCUGCAAAACUUAUGAGAGACGAUAAAGGAAGAAGUAAGGGGUUUGGAUUUGUAUGCUUCUCCAGCCCUGAGGAGGCCACUAAAGCUGUGAAUACCUUUCAUGGUUAUAUGUUUCACCGCAAGCCAUUAUAUGUGGCUAUAGCUCAGAGGAAGGAGGACAGACAGGCACAAUUGCAGCUGCAGUAUGCUCAUCGGAUGGCUGGAUUAGCUGGAUCUUCCACAGCUGUUAUUCCAGGUGGAUAUCCUUCCCUUUACUACGCAGCUCCUCCUGGUGUUGUUUCACAAGUAUCUCCAAGGGCUGGCCUGAUGUACCAACCUUUGGGUAUGAGGCCAGGAUGGCGUGCUAAUGGCUUUGCACCCCAACCCAGGCCAAAUUUUCAACCGUCACAACUUCCAGCAGUAUCUAAUACUCAAAGACAACACAAGCAGAGCAGAGGCCGGAUGAAUGGCCAUGUUUUCCAGGAGGGUGGUACCCACUCUGUCUCAUUUAUUCAACAGCCCACCCAAUCACUAACUUCAUCAAAAGAUCCAAGCAACCAGCGGGCUGGGCAGGCUAAUUAUGUACCAAAUGCUCGUACACGUGAAGCAGGCAAAGGAUCUGGAGUCUCAUAUGCUGUUCCAACUUCACUCGGCCCUGCAUCUCAAGGAUCAGAGAUGCUGAGUAGCAUGCUUGCUGCUGCUUCCCCCGAGGAGCAAAAACAGAUUCUAGGGGAGCGGCUUUACCCACUCGUUAAGAAACACAAGCCUGAUCUUGUCGCAAAGAUUACAGGCAUGCUUCUGGAGAUGGACAACUCAGAGCUGCUUCUCUUGUUGGAGUCGCCUGACACUCUGGCCUCUAAGAUAGAGGAAGCUGUGCAGGUGCUGAAGAUCUCUAAAACUAAAGCAUCUGGUCAAGACAGUCUUCAUCCAAGUUACCUGCCUGCCGAGGUUGCUGUCAAUUGAAUAACAACAGGGAUAAAAGUCUAGAGGUUAUGGUGCAGCUUGGCUCCUUGAGAGCAAAAUUUUGAUACUUGACAAAAUUGAAUCUUCUCCUUUCUGCCCUUUAAAUUUUACAGCACAGGAUCUUGUCAAUUCCAUGAACUGUUACGAUCUUCUCUUAUGGGGGUCUAUCAGUAAGAGGUGGAAAAACACUCUUAUUGUGGUAGUGACGUUAGUAGCAUUAGCAAGAAAUGAGAUUUUAUUUUGAAACUAA
Molecule: messenger RNA, 2440 nt
Organism: Hevea brasiliensis (rubber tree)
Lineage: Eukaryota; Viridiplantae; Streptophyta; Magnoliopsida; Malpighiales; Euphorbiaceae
Product: polyadenylate-binding protein 7
Exons: 10
Coding region: 283-2190 (635 amino acids)
Cellular component (GO): ribonucleoprotein complex
Molecular function (GO): RNA binding
Source: RefSeq, a predicted model, not a curated record